Messenger RNA from Dovyalis caffra, 954 nucleotides. NCBI's taxonomy places the organism in Eukaryota, Viridiplantae, Streptophyta, Magnoliopsida, Malpighiales, Salicaceae. The record is from the annotation of a GenBank genome assembly.
AUGUCAGACCUAAUCGAAUCCUACAAACCCUACUCCCUAACCCAAACCCUAACAGGCCACAAAUCUCCUAUCUCAUCCGUCAAAUUCUCCUCCGAUGGCCGUCUUCUCGGCUCUUCCUCCGCUGACAAAACCAUCAAAACCUAUUCCCUCUCCCCUUCUAAUCCUCCUACUUCCCCAAUCACUCCUCUCCAUGACUACCACGGGCACGAACAAGGCGUCUCCGACUUAGCCUUCUCCUCCGAUUCCCGCUUCAUUGUCUCUGCCUCCGACGACAAAACCCUCCGCCUCUGGGACGUCACAACAGGUUCCACAAUCAAAACCCUUCACGGGCACACCAAUUACGUGUUUUGCGUCAAUUUUAACCCGCAAUCGAAUAUGAUUGUUUCGGGUUCUUUUGACGAGACUGUUAGAAUUUGGGAUGUGAAGAGUGGUAAGUGUUUGAAGGUGUUGCCUGCCCAUUCCGAUCCAGUUACUGCUGUCGAUUUUAACAGAGAUGGGUCGCUUAUUGUAUCGAGUAGUUAUGAUGGAUUGUGUAGGAUUUGGGAUGCUGGAACUGGUCACUGUAUCAAGACUUUGAUUGAUGAUGAAAAUCCACCUGUUUCCUUUGUUAAGUUUUCGCCCAAUGGAAAGUUUAUUCUUGUUGGCACUUUGGAUAACAAUUUGAGGCUUUGGAAUUUUGCAACUGGGAAAUUUCUGAAGACAUACACUGGGCAUGCCAAUACAAAAUUCUGUAUUUCGUCAACGUUUUCCAUAACCAAUGGAAAGUACAUUGUUGGUGGUUCUGAGGAUAGUUGUGUAUACUUGUGGGAGCUUCAAAGCAGGAAAAUAGUACAGAAAUUGGAAGGUCACACUGAUACAGUUAUAUCAGUAGCGUGUCAUCCCACCCAGAAUAUUAUCGCAUCUGGGGCACUGGGCAAUGACAAGACCGUGAAGAUCUGGACUCAGGAAAAAUGA